Molecule: messenger RNA, 603 nt
Organism: Enterobius vermicularis (human pinworm)
Lineage: Eukaryota; Metazoa; Nematoda; Chromadorea; Rhabditida; Oxyuridae
Source: the annotation of a GenBank genome assembly
CUGGCUGGGUUUUCACACCCAUUUUCUUUUUAUAAAUGGACAUACUGGUAUUUAAAUGAUAAUCGAGAUGUUAGUUGGGAAAAUCGACUUAAAAAUGUGACAACUUUUGCAACAGUUGAACAGUUUUGGGGUCUUUAUUUAAAUAUCCGACCACCGUCAUUUUUACAUUCUACCUGCGACUACAGUGUGUUCAAAGAGAAUAUUGAACCUAUGUGGGAAGUCCCAGAAAAUACCAAUGGUGGACGAUGGCUAAUAACGAUUGAUAAGUUGAGACAAAGUGAUAUCUUGGACACUAUAUGGCUUGAGGUACUUUUGGCCGUUAUUGGAGGACAGUUUGGAGAGUAUACAAAAGAUAUUUGUGGAAUAGUCGUGAACAUCCGAACCAAAGGAUCGAAGAUCAGUAUUUGGACGACAGAUGCAAGCAAUGACGAGUCAAAUAGGAGUAUUGGGGAAAUCCUGAAACGCACUCUUACUAAUCCUGAAAUUGAGCUAAAAGGAUCAGGCCCCCUGUUCGAAGUUCUUCGUUACGAGGAACAUCGAGAGGUUCAGAACAAAAGUUCUAGCAGUGUAAAAGCAAAGUUUGUUCUCAAUAUACACGACUGA